AUGUCGUCUGACAGUUUGUUGAGUUCAUUUGGGGUCUUGGAUGCCCUCCUGCUAGCUGUGAUAGCUGGGGGAUGUGCCUAUUAUUUUGGCUUCAGGAAGAAAACUGCGCCACCUGUUUUCAAGAAAUUAACUGUCAACCCAUCACAGACCUCAAAUGAGCCAAAGGGGUUUAUUGAAAGAAUGAAAGAUGGAGGCAGAUCAAUUGUAAUAUUUUUUGGCUCUCAGACUGGAACAGCUGAAGAGUUUGCUACUAGACUAAUGAAGGAGUCUUCAAGAUAUGGCAUGAAAGCCAUUUUAGCUGAUCCUGAAGAUUGUGAUAUGGAAACAUUAUGUAACCUGACAGACAUUGAUAGGUCAUUGGCUAUUUUCCUGAUGGCCACAUAUGGUGAAGGUGAUCCGACAGACAACGCCCAGGAGUUCUACGAUUGGCUGAGAGACUCUGAUGCCAGCCUAUCAGGAAUCAGAUAUGCUGUUUUUGGCCUUGGCAACAAAACCUAUGAACACUACAAUGCCAUCGGGAAAUUUGUAGACAAAAAAUUAGAAGAGCUUGGAGCUGAAAGGAUUUUUCCAUUGGGACUGGGAGAUGAUGAUGCAAAUAUUGAAGAGGAUUUUCUCAGUUGGAAGGAGAAAUUUUGGCCUGCUGUCUGCGAUUACUUUGGAGUUUCUGACGCUGGAGAGGAUGUCAACGUGAGGCAGUAUUCCCUGACCUUGCACAAUGACCCUGAAAAAGUAACAUUGUUUAAAGGGGAACCGGGAAGAAUUGGGUCAUUCCAAAACCAAAAACCUCCAUUCGACGCAAAGAAUCCAUUCCUAUCAACGAUAAUCUCAACGAAGGAACUCCACAAGGCCGGUGAUAGAUCUUGUUUGCACAUCAAUAUCGACCUUACUGGCUCUAGACUAAGAUAUGACACUGGUGAUCACGUUGGUGUUCUCCCUCGCAAUGAUUCAACGUUAGUAAACUGGCUUGGGGAAAGAUUAAAAGUGGAUUUAGAUGCACCGUUCACUCUCACUAGUUUAGAUGAGGAAGCCAUGAAAAAACAUCCCUUCCCUUGCCCCACGACCUUCAGGACGGCCUUGACCUUCUACCUCGAUAUAACCUCCUGUCCAAGGACAAAUGUACUCAAAGAACUCAGUGAGUACACUGACGAUGGAGGCGAUAAGGAGUUCUUACUCUCGAUGACCAAGUCCAGUCCAGAGUCGAAAGAGAAAUAUAUGAACUGGGUGGUAAAAGACCAUCGAACGACCCUGCAUCUCCUCGAGGACAUUCCCUCCCUCCACCCCCCUAUCGACCACCUCUGCGAGCUGCUUCCCAGACUGCAAGUUAGGUACUACUCCAUAUCAUCGUCCCCCAAGGUCAACCCUAACUUGCUCUCGAUAACGGCAGUCGUGGUGGAGUACACCACGCCAACCAGCCGUCACAUGAGGGGCGUCUGUACAGGGCUCCUGUCAACCUUGCGCCCCUCUGAGGUCAUUCAACCUAAAAUUCCGGUCUUCAUCAGAAGGUCACAGUUCCGUCUGCCCUUCAAGACCAACCUACCAAUUAUCAUGAUUGGGCCCGGUACAGGGCUCGCCCCAUUUAUGGGGUUCCUGCAGGAGAGGAAGGUCAUCAAAAGUGAAGGUGACAAGCCCCUCGGAGAGGCCUACCUGUAUUUUGGCUGUCGGCACGAGGCAGAAGAUUUCAUAUACGAGGAGGAGUUGAAGGAGUACUUGAAGGACGGCACACUCAACAAACUCUACCUGGCAUUUUCGCGAGAUCAAGAGAAAAAGGUAUAUGUCCAGCAUUUAUUAGAGCAGAACUCUGAAGAGGUCUGGAAUGUUCUACAGCAAAAAGGCCAUCUCUAUAUAUGCGGGGAUGCGCGAAACAUGGCGACAGACGUGGACAAGGUCCUCCACAAAAUCGUAAUGGCCUGCGGAAAUCACGAUUCAGCCUCUGCCAACGACUACAUCAAAAGAUUGAGAUCUACGGGGAAGUAUUCGUGUGAUGUCUGGAGUUAG
Molecule: messenger RNA, 1995 nt
Organism: Helobdella robusta
Lineage: Eukaryota; Metazoa; Annelida; Clitellata; Rhynchobdellida; Glossiphoniidae
Exons: 18
Coding region: 1-1995 (664 amino acids)
Biological process (GO): response to hormone
Cellular component (GO): cytosol
Molecular function (GO): flavin adenine dinucleotide binding; NADPH-hemoprotein reductase activity; FMN binding
Source: RefSeq, a predicted model, not a curated record